This is a messenger RNA of Tripterygium wilfordii, 2529 nucleotides long. RefSeq lists its product as uncharacterized. The transcript is spliced from 3 exons. Gene Ontology annotation, biological process: DNA repair; telomere maintenance. Lineage: Eukaryota; Viridiplantae; Streptophyta; Magnoliopsida; Celastrales; Celastraceae. The coding region runs from base 1 to 2529 and encodes 842 amino acids. The record is from RefSeq and is a predicted model, not a curated record. Gene Ontology annotation, molecular function: DNA helicase activity.
AUGAAGCUAGCAGAGUUAAUGAGGGAUAUCAAACAACGUAACUACUUUGGACAAGCUGUUGGCGCCAUUUACACAGUUGAAUUCCAAAAAAGAGGCCUACCUCAUGUUCACAUCAUCAUAUGGUUGCACCAAAAUGACAAAUUCCCAGCAUCUGAUGAUAUCAACAGAAUCAUUUCUGCGGAGAUUCCCGAUUGCAGAAAAGAACCCGAUUUGUUCAAUGUUGUGUCACGAUUUAUGUUCCAUGGCCCUUGCGGUUUGGCAAAUCCUAAGGCACCAUGUAUGAAGAAUGGAAAAUGCUCCAAGCACUUCCCUAGAAGAUGUUGCAAUGAGACUAUUAUCGGUGAAGAUGAUUUUGCAAUUUAUAGGAGACGCAAUGACGGUAAAACUGUAAUGAAGCAAGGAGUACCACUUGAUAAUAGGUUUAUUGUCCCCUAUAACAAAGGUCUUUUGCUGAAAUAUCAAGGCCAUAUCAAUGUGGAAUGGUGCAACCAGUCCAAAUCCAUAAAACAUCUAUUUAAAUAUAUUAAUAAAGGCCCAGAUAGGACACGAGCUCUUCUCCAAGAAAAUGCUGAUGCUAUUUCACCAAUUAAUUCAGAGGUAGUUGAUGAAAUAAAGAUAUAUAUAGACUACAGGUAUCUAUGUGCCUAUGAGUCUGCUUGGAGGAUAUUUGAGUUUGAGAUACAUUGUAAGUAUCCUGUUGUGCAAAAUCUCACCAUACACUUACCUCAAAUGAAUAACAUUGUCUUUCGGGGAGAUAUGAAUAUUACUGAAGUCCUCCAUCAACCUGGUCUAGAGAAAACGAUGUUGACAGAGUGGAUGUUCACAAACACUAUCUCUCCUGAUGCCUGUCAAUUAACAUACAUUGAAUUCCCUUCAUUUUGGAGGUGGGAUGGAACAAAUAAAAUCUGGUUGCGCAGGCAAAGAGGACAUUCAAUCGGCCGCAUAUCCUACGUUCACCCUUCUGCGGGAGAAAUUUAUUAUCUGCGGAUGCAGCUUGCUUAUGUCAAAGGAGCAACUAAUUUUAGUGAUAUAAGAACUGUGAAUGGAACAACAUACAACACAUUUAAGGAAGCAUGCAAUGCAAUGGGACUAACUGGAAAUGAUCGAGAAUGGCAUGAUUCCCUUCACGAAGCUGCCAAUUGGGCUACUUCUCAUGAACUCGGGACUCUUUUUGUGACAUUAAUUAUGUUUUGUGAAGUUGUUGAUUCAAAAAGGUUAUUCGGUGCACAUCUCAACAAUUUCCAGGAUGACAUCAUUUACAAGCUCCAGAAUAGAUUUGCCAUGGGUCCUUCAACAAUAUCACCUUCACACAUCAGAGAUCAACAACUCAGCAACACUAUGUUAAGAGAAGAACUGACUUAUGACAUAAAUGAACUACUCCUUUGUGCUAACAAUAUGGAGCAGCAGCUCAACAUCGAACAAAGGAACAUAUAUGAUGCAAUUUUAAAUGCAGUAUAUGCUGAAAAAAGAGGUUUCUUUUUCCUUUAUGGUCAUGGAGGAACUGGCAAAACCUUUGUGUACAAAGCUAUUAUUAGUCGUUUGCGUUCAGCAGGAAGAACUGUUCUUGCCGUUGCAUCUUCUGGAAUAGCUUCUUUGUUGCUACCUGGAGGUCGAGCAGCUCAUUCACGAUUUAAAAUACCAAUAAAUAUCCAUGACCACUCAACAUGCCAUAUGAAAAAAGGGACCCAACUUGCUGAUCUCUUGGAGAAAACAAGUCUCAUAGUAUGGGAUGAAGCACCUAUGGCACACCGUAAUUGCUUCGAAGCACUCGAUAGGUCAUUAAAUGACAUUCUAGAUAUUGAUGAAUUAGAUGGCACAUAUCGACCUUUUGAAGGAAAGGUUGUUUUGCUUGGUGGUGAUUUUAGACAAAUCCUUCCAAUGGUCCUAAAGGUUCCAGCAAAGGGUUUAAGCAAUGAAGAGAAACUACAAUUGGCCUCCUUUUCUGAGUGGCUCUUGGAUGUUGGAGAGGGCAAAAUUGAAGCAACCAAAAUGGAUGAGGAAGAAGAUUAUCCAACGUGGAUUAAGGUGCCAGAUCAUCUUCAAGUACAUUAUGAAAUAGGAGAUAUAGAGGCUAUCACAUCUGACGUUUAUGAUAACUUAUCAUCAAUGUACUCUGACCCACUAUACUUAAAGCAAAGAGCUAUUAUAACAGGCACAAAUGCAGCAGUGGAUGAGUUAAAUUGUCAUGUAUUGUCAUUGAUACCAACUGAACAAAGAAUAUAUCUUAGCUAUGAUUACAUUUCUAAUGAUGACAAUGCAUCAGAUGAUAUGGAUGUUCUUUAUCCACCAGAAUUCUUAAAUUCUCUAACAUUCAAUGGAGUCCCAAAUCAUGAACUUCAGUUGAAAAUACAUUCGCCCGUGAUGCUGUUAAGAAACCUCAAUCAGAAUAGUGGAUUAUGCAAUGGAACAAGGCUAAUAAUCUCAAGACUGGGUGAAAGAGUUGUAGAAGCCAAUAUUAUUUCAGGUACCCAUAUAGGCAACAGGGUAUACAUUCCAAGGAUAAUAAUGACAGCUACAGAAGCAAAAUGA